CAUCCUGUCCUCAUCUCCAGAAUGGGUCGCGAACAUUUCUGAGCGAAGUCUUCUCCGUCGAGAAGUCGCGGACAAGUUCGUCAGCCUCCUAGUCGGGCAGUACCGAUAGAUUCUGAAUGUCUCCGCCGAAGUUUCGUCUUGCUCGGAAGACGUCCGGUAGGACGACGAAGAGCAGUGAAGGGGAACACCGGCCUGCGACCCCGGAAAAUUAUUUCUCCCAUUCGGAGAAUAUGUCAUCUGAUGUGGACCGUUUCAUCGAACAAGUUCUGACGGAUCGUACGUUCUAUGUUCUCACGACGCCGAAUAACUCGCCGCUGGAAAACUCCUUCGACCUAAUCCUCUCGGUCCUCCAGGUCAACUUGAGUUUCAGCGGCCAGGCUGUUGUAGUCCCUUACGAUGGAUGCGUUAUCAUUGAGCUGUCGCGAGAGUUGAAACCGUUCGUCAUUGUACUUUACGAAGGUGAAAAAUAUAGCGCACUGCUGAUACAGAGCGAUUUUCCCAACCAAGAGGACUUGAUUGAACUCUUGAAUCAAUGCAUGUUGACCUUUUGGACGCCGGUGGAGCUUGACUCAUUUCUACUAAGCGGGAUCUUGAUAGCUUUCACGGAUGGAUCUUUGGAAGCCACAGCAAAUUACAAGAACGAAUAUGUUCGUAUCUCAAUGACGAUAGAAAACAUCUUUGUAGAACGGGUCCUUCUCAGACUUCAUCGCGACGAUCACCUUGAGAUGGGUCUCCGAUUACUGCAGGAAGCCUUGACAACCCACCUGAAAACCCUCCAUCUCGAUCUACCGCCCUUGCAACGUUUCAAAAUCGAGGGUCAUAUAUCAAUAUCGAAAGACCGUUUCACUCUGAAGUCGGCAAGUGAUUCGAUCACGUUUGUGAAAUUUCUCGCGAAUUUCGCGUCAAUACGAGGGUCGCCAUGA
Messenger RNA from Galendromus occidentalis (western predatory mite), 923 nucleotides. RefSeq lists its product as uncharacterized. The transcript has 2 exons. The record is from RefSeq and is a predicted model, not a curated record. NCBI's taxonomy places the organism in Eukaryota, Metazoa, Arthropoda, Arachnida, Mesostigmata, Phytoseiidae. Bases 117 to 923 code for a protein of 268 amino acids.